AUGGAGUUCAGUACAGAUUUUAACUCAGAAGGCGACUUCUAUUGGUCUCAUGGACUGAUAUCAAAUCCUACUUAUGAACUUCUCACAACAACUUGUAACACUUCACAAAUAUGGAGGGAGUAUAUAACAGGCAAUACUUCUGUAGCUUGUUCGAAAGUGAGUGAUCAACUUGAUGCAGAAAUUCCAGACGCUAUUAAUCUAUAUGAUGUCUCUUCAAACGUUUGUCUAUCAUCUCGUGGAUCAUUAUUGGGAGUUCCUAAUCACCCAUUAUCACCAAGGUUCAAGUUUUUCCCAUCCGAUCAAUCAUCGCUGGAUGCUCUGAAGCAGUCUAAAUCUGGAGAGAACAUUGAUCUUUGUGUAGGAGAGAAAAUUUUUCGUUAUUUAAACAGGAAAGAUGUGCAAGAAACUCUUCAUGCCACGCUUGUUGGAGUUUCGCAAUGGAGUACAUGCACUAGUGUUGCAAACUAUGAUCUUGGGAACCUAGAGAUACCUACAAUUGAUGUGGUGGGCUUAUUAGUCAGUUCAGGCAUCCGGGUUCUAGUAUACAGUGGAGAUCAGGAUUCAGUUGUCCCAUUUACGGGGAGUAGGACUUUGGUAGAUGGGUUGGCGAAAAAGCUGGGAUUGAAUGCAACUGUGCCCUAUGCAGCUUGGUUUGAGGAAAAACAGGUUGGUGGAUGGACAGAAGUCUACGGUGACCUCCUAACAUUUACCACCAUCAGAGGAGGCUCCCACAUGGCACCAUUUUCAUCACCCGGAAGAUCACUGGCAUUAUUUGCAGCAUUUCUAUCUGGGAAGCCUCUUGUCUAA
Molecule: messenger RNA, 807 nt
Organism: Dovyalis caffra
Lineage: Eukaryota; Viridiplantae; Streptophyta; Magnoliopsida; Malpighiales; Salicaceae
Source: the annotation of a GenBank genome assembly